This is a messenger RNA of Patella vulgata (common limpet), 6459 nucleotides long. RefSeq names its product electrogenic aspartate/glutamate antiporter SLC25A13, mitochondrial. The transcript is spliced from 18 exons. Bases 28 to 2112 code for a protein of 694 amino acids. The record is from RefSeq and is a predicted model, not a curated record. Gene Ontology annotation, biological process: L-glutamate transmembrane transport; aspartate transmembrane transport; malate-aspartate shuttle. Gene Ontology annotation, molecular function: L-aspartate transmembrane transporter activity; calcium ion binding; L-glutamate transmembrane transporter activity. NCBI's taxonomy places the organism in Eukaryota, Metazoa, Mollusca, Gastropoda, Patellidae.
AAUGACCUCGACCUUGAGUGUUAUAUCAUGGCGGUUAAUGGCACGGGCAGCAGGUUUGAUAUCAUAUCCAAAAUAUGGCCGAUUCCAAAGAAAGCCGAGUGUGAGGGACUUAGAAAGGCUGAAGUGUCAUGGCGGGCCAACACUCAAGAUUUGAGAGAGAUCUUCACCAAGUACGCCAGUCGAGAUGUCAAUGGUUCCAAAUAUAUGACGUAUUCUGAUUUGAUCCAUAAAUAUUUACAAGUUUUACAAUCGGAGAAUUGUAACGAGUAUACCCUACAGUUAUUUGCCAGUAGUGUUGAUACAACCAGAGAUGGACUCAUAUCAUUUGCUGAGUUCCAGGCCUUUGAGGCCCUGUUAUGUCUGCCAGAUAGUCUCUACGCUCUUGCCUUUCAAAUUUUCGAUAGGAACGGAAACGGGUAUAUCGCUUGUGAGGAUUUUGAGAAUAUAAUAAACCAUACAACAUUAAGUAGCAAGAUGCCGUUUAACUUUAACAGUGAAUUUAUACGUCUUCACUUCGGUAACGAUAAAAAAAGAAAAAUAUCUUACAUGGAGUUCACACAGUUGAUUCACGAUUUUCAUGAGGAACACGCCCUGCAAGCCUUUCGUCGUCUUGAUGUUGGCAAUACAGGUUUUAUCACUGCCCAGAAUUUUGAACAGAUUAUAUUGAAGCUAAAAAAUCAUUUAUUAACUCCCUUCGUAGAAGAAAAUUUAAUAGCAAUUGCUUUAGGAGGUGAAAAACAUCGCCAGAUUAGUUACGCCUAUUUUACAGCAUUUAUAUCUUUAUUAAAUAAUUUAGAAUUAGUGAAAAAAAUUUACCUGGCUGCUACACGUCGAGAUAUGAACAAAGCAAUCACAAAAGAGGAAAUGUUAUACCAAGCCCAGGAAUUUGCUCAAAUUACACCCUUAGAAAUAGAUAUACUCUUUCAAUUGGUUGGCCUUAGUCAUCAAUCUGGAAAAUUAACAUUUGCAGACAUCAAUGCUUUAUCUCCUAUGGAAGGUCGAGAUACUCCUUUCUCAAUACAGAUGCAAAUAGCUGAGACUAAGUUAUUAUUGGAACACGGUCAGAAUAAACGAACAGUGUUAUCAGCUAUAUUAGAGAGUGCCUACAGGUUCUCCCUCGGAGCUUUAGCUGGUGCAACUGGAGCUACAGCUGUAUAUCCAAUCGAUCUGGUGAAAACUCGUAUGCAGAAUCAACGAACUGGGUCGUUUGUCGGUGAACUGAUGUAUAAAAAUAGUUUUGAUUGCGCUAAGAAAGUUAUUCGUCAUGAAGGUAUUCUAGGUUUAUAUAGAGGUCUCGCUCCACAGUUAGUUGGUGUCGCUCCAGAAAAAGCUAUCAAAUUAACGAUGAAUGAUUUAAUGCGAGAUAAAUUAAUGAAUAAAGAUGGAAGUAUUCCUGUGUGGGCAGAGAUGGUAUCAGGUGGUACGGCCGGUGCUUGUCAAGUUGUGUUUACGAAUCCGUUAGAAAUUGUUAAAAUCCGUCUACAAGUGGCCGGAGAAAUCGCCAGUCAAGGUCGUGUUAGUGCUAUUAGUGUAAUUAAAGAUCUCGGAUUCUUCGGUUUAUAUAAGGGAUCUAAAGCCUGUUUUUUACGAGACAUACCUUUCUCCGCUAUUUACUUCCCAGCUUACGCACAUACUAAAAAAUUCUUCGCUGAUGAAAAUGGUUUUAAUUCACCGGCCACGCUCUUAUUAUCAGCCACACUAGCAGGUAUGCCUGCAGCCUUUCUACCUACCCCAGCUGAUGUGAUCAAAACCCGUUUACAAGUAGCGGCAAGAACCGGGCAGACGGAAUAUAAAGGUGUAAUUGAUUGUAUCCGUAAGAUCUGGGCGGAAGAAGGAGGAAAAGCUUUCUGGAAAGGAGCACCAGCUCGUGUCUUCCGAUCGUCACCUCAGUUUGGUGUAACUUUGUUGACAUAUGAAUUAUUACAGAGACUGUUUUACGUUGAUUUCGGUGGAAGACGACCUCAGGGUUCCGAAUCCACGUCGACACAACUCGAGGAAAUGUUGUCUCGUAAUCCCGAUCAUAUUGGAGGUUACCGAUUGGCCCAUGCCACAUUUUACGGAAUAGAAUCGAAAUUUGGACUUUGUUUACCUCGGUACAAGUCUGAGCUGUGAUGAACAGAUUAACUAGCUGGUUUUAUUCAAAUUUUUAGUGAUUUUAACGUGAAAUAUUCUCCAGUUGAUGGUUCGUGUGAUAUAAAUAAAGUUUAAAACAGUAAAACAACAGAACUUGAAUAACGUGGAUAGAUUAUAGAAACAAGAACGACUUUCUAUACAUAUCAACAUUUCAAAUAGAGCUAGAAAAAAAAAAACAACAAAAAAACAAAUCUGGUUUGAAUGUUGAGUUGGAGUUAUUCAGCUUUAAAAACAGACCAGGAGUUAAUGAAACAUUUUUAACGAUAUUUUUAACAUUUCAAAUGGAGCUACAAAAAAACCAACAAAAAACCAAACCUGGUUUGAAUGUUGAGUUGGAGUUAUUUAGAUUUAAAGACAGACCAGGAAUUAAUAAAACAUUUUUAAUAUUUUUAACAUUUCAAAUGAAGCUUAAAAAAAAAAAAAAAAAAAAAAAAAUUACCAGAUUUGAAUGUGAAGUUACAGUUAUUCGACUUUAAAAACAGACCUGAAAGAAACGCAACUCUUAAACAAUAUUUGGUCUUGUCAUGCAUUGAAAAAAAGAAAGAAAAAUACAGAAAAACAGUACCUGACAAAGCCGGAACUUAAAUGACAACAUAAGGGAAUAUAGAUGCCUUUCCUGAUAUAUGUAACAUGUAACAUGGUCGGGUUGUGGGAAGAGGUGAGGUGAGCGGAGGGGGAAGGGGGUAUCUUGAAAUAAUAUAAUCUGAACUGUUUUCACCCAAUGUAUAAACUGUCGUUAGUUUGUUUCUUGUUUUCCGUUAUUUUAGGCAACUGGAGAUAUUUGUGCUGUAUUAUUUUUAUUUGUUGUUGAAACUAAUGUAUGAAGGCGUGGAAUAUAGAGUUUAUUUAGAGUUGAGAUUUUUAUAAAUUUAUAUAUCGACAAUGUGUAAAUAUGUGAUCUUGUUUUAAUUGUUGACGUCAAUGAACUCUGUUGAUGUUAGGACAUACAAAAAAAACCCCAAAUCUGGGCCCGGUUUCUCAAAAUCUUAUCUAAAGAUAAAAUCCGAAUUUUAGUAGAUAUUUCAAUUUUGAUUGGCUAAGCACUAAAAUCAAUAUAAUAUUACCCAAUCAAAUUACUAAAAUUUGAAUUUUAUCUUAGUUAAAAUUUCGUGAAACAGACCCCUGAUUCUCAGACAAUCGCAGAAAAGUAGGACAUUAAACCCCAUUUCAUUUCAUUUCUCGAACAAUCCAUUAAAAAAUCAGGGUCACCUGUCCAACCUCGUGGGUUUUCUCCGGGUCCUCCGGUUUCCUACCACUGCUAAAAAAAACCUACGCGCAAGCGAAUAAUUGAAAUAAAAUUGAACCAUAUGUUAGUCCCGAAAUGACCUAGUUUGAGUCGAGUGUACGUUAAACCCCAUCUCUCUCUCUCUCUCUUUAAAAAAUUUGAUGAGUGAGGGAGGUUUUUGAUUUUGAGUUUUUAUUUUAUCAAAGGAUCACCACUAGACUAAAUGACUUCUAUGCAAAUCAAAUUGUUGUUUAUAGGAAUUUAUGAUUAUCCAGUAUCAUUUUUGAUUGUCAGUUACAUUUAUCAGGAUUCUGUAGGCCUACUUGAUAAAUGAGACUACAGUGGACUCUGUCAAUUCCAACAUUGUACGGGAUCGAUACUAUAUGCUGGAUUAGACAGCAUGUCGGAACACUCAAUUGGCUCAAUUAUACCGGAAGUAAUAUACCGGACGUACUAAAUGUAGAGUACUGGAAUCUGCCAAGGUUUGCCGAGUGUGUAUUUGACGUGAGAAACUCGAACAUACAUCAAACGCUCUCUUACAAGAGAUCAAGAUUGGUGAUUGCUUGUCGGUUAACACCCACUGAUUGAAGGCUGGAUUAUCCAAUGUUAAUUGUACGCAAAUCGUGUGACGGGACGACUGAUAGAAGGCAGGAUUAUCCAAUGUCAAUCCAACGUAAAACGGGACAUGAAAAUGAUGACAGAAUUCACAGAAUGUCUUAGUAUUCAGAUGUUGGAAGUGACGGAGUCCACUGUAUAUAAAUGUAUUCUUUCAAAUUUUUUUCUAGAAUUACUUGCGGUACCCAGGAUAAAAUAUUUACUAUUUUGAAGUUUUAUAAUCUCUGCCUUGUCUGUUAUUCGAAUGAAGCUCAUCUAACUCAACUUGUUAUUCAGUAAUUUAUCGAUGAUUUGAACGUGAAACGUACAAAAGUGCUGGCAUUUUGUUGUGUAAUCGCAAUGUUUUAUAUGGUUUUAGCUUCUUUCAUCUUGUGCAAUUUUUGUUAUAUGUCUGUAUUCAACUUUCGGGAGUGAAUUCACGCUAAAAUGGACUCGCAAAUUGAUAAUUUGACCUAUAACCUUUAAUGGACCCUCAAAUUGAUAAUUUAACCUUUAAUGGAUCCUCAAAUUGAUAAUUUAACUUUUAAUGAGGAAAACUCAAAGGUUUGGCACCAACCCCUUGAUAUAUGCUCGUACCCAGCAGCCCCCAGAAACAUUGAAAAACUAUUCAAUGCUAGGUUACAUUUUGUUAUUUGUGUAAAAGGGUUCUGGACCCUGUUUGAAAUAGGUAGAUAUAAACUUUCGAAUAAGUAGAUAUGAAUUAUUUGUAAGAUAUUAAGUUAUUUGUACGAAAUGUUCUAGGCCCGGUUUAGCAUAGUAGAUAUGAAAUUAUUUGUAAGAAAGGGUUCUGGCCCCGGUUUGACAUGAAAGAUAUCAAAUUAUUUAUAAGGAAAUGUUCUGGGCCAUGGUAGAUCUAAGUUAUUUAUAGAUAAAGAAAAUUUAGAUUUACCAGUUCGUAUGUCGUAUCUACGUUGUUAAACAGACCCGGGAUAUUUACCAGUUCGUAUGUCAUAUCUAGGUUGUCAAACAGGGCCGGGAUAGGUCUUAUAUUUACGUGGGUAAACGAGAGCGCAAUAUUUAUCAGUAUUGAAAUUGAUUUUUUAAAUAGAAGUGUUCGUUCAUAUUAUAGCCACUUAUUAUAAACACUACAAAAAUUGAAAAAUGUACAUUUUAAAAUUUGGUAAAGGUUAUAGUUAAAAACUAAGAAUGGAAAACGGCGUAAGUAUGGAAUAAAGUUGUUGCCCAAAGGUUUGGGGAAAUGUAUAUGUAAGCAUAAUAGUUAGAAGAAUUUAGUUUUAUAGUUUAAUAGUCUAUUCUUGAUCCAACCAUGGUUUAUCAUAGGAUGAUUCUCAACCCGACUUAACCAAUAUCACCAUAGUUACUCCCGAUUUUACGGUUCAUUUCCCCCUGGUCAGUGGUGCAUGAUGGAUGACUUGGCAAGGACUGCUGUCUAAUCAUUGGGAUGGGAUGGAAAACCUACUUCCCACAUCCACAUAAAAAAGCCCUUGACAGUUGGAAUUCGAAAUAAGAGUAGGUCGCAGCACUGCUGUCCAGGCAAAAUUUUAUUCAUAGCACACUGUAUGGUGAAUGCACGUUUUCAUUAGCCCAGUCUUUGGAAAAGUGUAAGAUUUGGGAGAAUUGUUCAUAUCGCAGUUUCAAUAAAAAAAAAAAUGGCCAAAAUUAAUGUACUGUUUUAGACCAAAGAUAAUCAUUAUAAAUUAUAGACCAUGGUUAGGCCAAGAUACGCACAGUUUAAUAAUUCUACACACUGUGUAAUAUGCAUACGCUCGGUGUAAUAUGUAUACACUGUGUAGUGUAUAUACAUGGUGUAAUACAUAUAUGCAUGAUGUAUUAUGUAUAAACACUGUGUAUUAGGUAUAAACACUGUGUAUUAUGUAUACACUGUGUAUUAUGUAUACACUGUGUAGUAUAAUAUGUAUAUGCACAGUGUAAUACACAUACACAUGAAGUAAUAUGUAUACACACACGGUGUAAUAUGUAUACACACAGUGUAUUAUGUAUACACUGUGUAGUGUAAUGUGUAUAUGCACACAGUGUAAUAUGUAUACACACACGGUGUAAUAUGUAUACACACAGUGUAUUAUGUAUACACUGUGUAGUGUAAUGUGUAUAUGCACAGUUUUUAAAUACACAUACACAUGAUUUAAUAUGUAUAUGCACGGUGUAUCAUGUAUACACACGAUGUAAUAUGUAUAUGCACACAUUGUAAUAUGUAUACACUGUGUAGUGUAAUGUGUAUAUGCACAGUUUAAUACACAUACACAUGAUUUAAUAUGUAUAUGCACGGUGUAUCAUGUAAACACACAGUGUAAUAUGUAUACACACAGUGUAUUAUGUAUACACAUGGUGUAUUAUGUAUAAGCACAGUGUUAUAUGUAAAUUUUGUAAAUAAUAAAUUAACGAUAAAUUAAACGAAAAAUAAGAAGAAUAAGAAUAAUACCCAGUUUGCUGUUUUAUUGUGAUUUAUAAACGUUUAAACCAGAGACAGUUUUAACACAAGAAUAAUAAAAAUGUUUUUACAAUCA